CUCCGUAACAGUAAUACACACUCCUCCUUACUAAAUUAAACCUGAUUUGAGAGGAUGCUGUUGGAGGCAGAACUGUUGAUUUUUAACAGCAGGCAGAUUAACAUUCCUGGGCCUGGCAGUAAUGAGAGACUUGGCCAUGUUUCCCAGGAUCCCCACAACCAAGAACAAAAAAGCGUUCAUUUCGGAUCUCUGUGUACAGGAGAUAUCAAACGUAGAAGAAAAGCAGCACCUCAUCCUGGACCUUCGACAGCAGGGAUUGUAGGUGAAAAUGCCCAGCCUAUCCCAGAAACCAACAUUGGCAACCAGAUGCUGCAAAGCAUGGGCUGGAUUCCUGGCACCGGUCUCGGACCAGACGGCAAAGGGCUUGCUGAACCCAUUAGAGCUUUACGGCGACCAAAAGGGGUCGGACUUGGCUUUUGCUGACAGGAAAAAUACUCAGCUCAAUGGAAAGAACUCCAGCCCUAACUCAAAAGAAUGGGAAGAUAAUGGUAUAUGUGGCCACAAAAUUACGUCCUUCUAAAAUUAUCCUUAAUUUGUGUUUUGAAUUCAGCACACAUGCUUAUUUCUGAGCAGUUGUCAAUGCUGAUUUACUGUAUUAAUUGUUACGGAGGUUUCUAGAUAUUAGGAAGUGAAUUUAAUUGCUGUACACUGAUACACAAGGCCAAAGGUUUUAGCAGCCAUAAUUCCGUUCUAUCCAAAAUGUGGUGUCUGCAAGUUGGCUGAGGCUGCAGAUAUGAAUUUAUUAAGAAAUAUGGCAGUGGUCUGACUCUUCCAAUCCCCAUAACAUGAAUAUCUCUGAAUGAUUUGCAAGUUUGUCAUUAUAUUGCCACUGCUGUAUUGAAAAGAUAGAGAUAGAUGUUUUGAAUGGCAAUAACACUUCUGCAAAGAGAACUAAACACAACCUGUUCAGGCAGUUCAGAAAUAGUUCUAGUGACUCCUUAAUAUCUGGAAACCUUCUUUUUGUUUUUGUUGAAGUGAAUUUAUUUCAAAUUCCAUGUUGUGUUUCUUUCAACUCAAACAAAAUUAUGUCCAUUACUUGGGAAUAAAAGGGUUUUAUUAGCAUGACAAAAAGAAUGAAGAGGGCCUGAAUUGUUUAAUAUGCUAUUCACCACAGAAUAUUUACUUAAAUUUCAGUUAAUUUCAUUUUUGUCUAUUGAACGUUCUAUCUUGCUAGAACUUUUACACAUGUCAAAUAGAAACCAUGUGUUACAAUGACCUACUUUGGUAAGGUCUUAGUUGCUCUGCCAUAUUGGACAGUGAUCAUUGUGAUUAUACUGAGCAUUCGAGUAUUUCAGUCUGGAAAAGGAGAGCCACCAGACAGCUGAUUACUGAACUUGACCAUAUCUUGUUCUUUAAUCAGUUUAAUGUACUAAAUUCUAGUAAAUAGAACUGGUUUUAGAUUUCUUCUCAGAUCACAUCAGCUUACAGCCUUUCUAAAAUCCUUACACAGUCCAGUUUCUGAACAUGCCGUGCAUUUUAGAAAUAUAACCUAUUUAUUGGCUGCUGUCUCAAAUCAGAUCUCUUGAUUUAGCUAAUCCACCCAUUAAUCUGUACUACAGUUUGUGAGAAAUUACCAAAUUUAAUAUCAUAAAUGACAUUAAUUUUUUCAAAAAUCUGUUUUAUUAAACAGAAAACAGUUGUAAAUGUCUGAUCUAGAGUUAUAUUUCUUUCACAGAUUUUGUAGUGCUUUCUUGUCAUUUUGUUCUAUUGCAAAAGGCCACAGUACCAACACGUAUCUCAAUACAACAGCCAAGGUUCUGAACAUGUGUCUGAAAGGUACUCCAGAUGUCACCCCAAAAAGCAUAUUCUACAGUCAAAACUGUGAUAUACUUUUAGCAGUGUCAUAAUUUGUGUAAUUUUUGUGCAGAUGCAAAUCAAGAGAAGCUAUAUAAGAUGUUGCAUAAUAGUGAAAGGAUUACAAAGGUAAGAUCAAUACCCCCCGCACGCAGUCUGAGCAAAGACAGUAGAUUCAGAAAACAUGCAGUUAAUUGCAGGGAUUUCUGAGAUCAUAUGUAUAAAUAGAAAUUUACGUGAGGUUUGGGAUUUACUUAAUGCAGUAGCUAAUUAAAUUGAAAUUCAUGUUUCUUGAUUUCUCCAGUAAAAGUGAAUUUAAACUCAGUUGAAAGAACUACAGUGAAAGGGACUGACAAUUCUGUUUUAAUUUUCAAUCUUUUUUCCCAUUUCAUUCCUGGGCUAAUUUAGUUUUGAAGUUUUUCCCCUUUUCUUAAUUCUGUCAGUUUGCAUUUAAAUUGCACUACUCUGUUGAUGGUUUAACACUUUUCUAUUUCAUAACUAGACAACGAUAUGAGAGUCCUUUAAUGGACCAAGAAGGGAAAAGCCAGUGUGAUGUUCCUUAGAAUGUGCAGUUAUUGUUUCAAAGGUGAUUUUUAUUAUCUUACAUUCCACAGAGUAUUAGCUUAAGAACAGAGCAGGCCUAUCUGUGUCAAAUGCCUUAAUUGGACAACUCUGCUUCGUGACAUAUCUUUAAAAAAACAGAGCUACAGGAUCAUCGGGCUGAAACAUGUGAUAUGAGCGAUAAAAGAAAAUCUGCCCUCUGUUAUAAAUGAGCCCAAUUAUAGGCAUAUUGUUAUUGCUCCAGAGGCAGUCGUUUUGCAUUCUGUGAGAAGUAAUGGAGUAAAUCACAAGCAAUUCUAAUGCAAAGAAAUGACAUAACAUUGGGACAUUAUGGUGUGCAAUAGAUCUGAUUUGACAAAAACUGCUUAAAACCAAUACAUAAAAAACAGUGUUAUGUUAAUAACUAUUAUCUGGAAGAAUGAUUGGGGUAAUUUACCCAUAACAGGAUAGUUAUCUGUUGUUGAAAUGGUAUAACUGAUUUUUUUUUAAAGUACUGAAGCAUCUUAUGAAUGAAAAGGCAACAGGCCAAGUUUCCAGCCUAUCUUGCAUGUGUCUUUAAAAUCAGACCCUGUUUUGUUAGCAACGUUAUAUUGGAAAGAAAACUUGUAAUUAUGUAGUUUGAGCUUUUUCCUUCAGUCUGACAAUUCUGAUGGUGGCUUCAAACAUUCAGAAUCAGGAAUGAAGUUCAAGGUGUUUUCUCUCUUGUAUAGGGAAAUUCUCUCACAUUGUACUAUUGCUCCAAAUUCCAAUAAUGGUUUCAAUUGGAUAUCAUAAUGGCAUAUAAAUUGAUUUAUCUUUUAUAUUUUAUGUAUUUUGUGCUUGUUCUUGCUUUCAAUGUGCAUCUGGUGAAAUGUCUUGUGCUUACUGCAGUAUGAUGUGUAAACCCUAAAAUUUCUCCAUAAGAAUAUCAUAUUCACAUAACAGUGUUAAGAAUUAGCAUUAUUUCUCUGCGCGAAAUGUUUAAGAGAAUAUAGCUGUUCUUAGACUUAAUUAUUUACCCAAUAAUUUAAAACUGUAAAAAUACCAUAUGAAAUGGGCUAAUUCUCAUCUGGCGUUUGGCAAACAAACAAACAAAUAAAUGAACUUCCCACCUCC
Molecule: messenger RNA, 3450 nt
Organism: Rhincodon typus (whale shark)
Lineage: Eukaryota; Metazoa; Chordata; Chondrichthyes; Orectolobiformes; Rhincodontidae
Product: G patch domain-containing protein 2-like
Exons: 4
Coding region: 55-423 (122 amino acids)
Molecular function (GO): nucleic acid binding
Source: RefSeq, a predicted model, not a curated record